Molecule: messenger RNA, 1836 nt
Organism: Penicillium angulare
Lineage: Eukaryota; Fungi; Ascomycota; Eurotiomycetes; Eurotiales; Aspergillaceae
Product: acyclic terpene utilization AtuA family protein
Exons: 3
Coding region: 1-1836 (611 amino acids)
Source: RefSeq, a predicted model, not a curated record
AUGAAGUUCACAGGGAGGCCCAUUCGAAUCGCAGGCAAGUCUCUGAGGCUGCAGUUAUGUCUAAGUGCUUCGGGCUCUGCUUCAGACAGACGUCAUGCUAUUGCUGAUUUCGCGCGUCAUUAUACAAAAGACCCUGUCGAUGUGAUUAUAGCAGAUUUUAUGAGCGAGUUUAAUAUGUCGACUGUUGCCGGCCGACGAGUGGAUCACGCUGAAAAUGCAAUGCCGGCGUAUGAUCUGUCUUUCCUUGAGGCUGUAGAGCCAGCUCUUGGUGAUUUAGCCAAAUAUGGCAUCAAAUUGGCUGUCAAUGCUGGAGUAGCCUAUAUCACUGGUGAUGAGGUAUUGCCUGCAGUCCAAGAGAUGUUAUCCAAGGGUCAAUCCAAGCUUCAAAACAUAUAUACCGAUGAACGACUAUCUGACUGGGCAUUUGAGCCUAUUUACGCUCAAUGCUAUCUCGGUGGCCUGGGAGUCGCAGCAGCUCUUGCGGAAGGUGCCGAUAUCGUUCUCUGUGGUCGUGUAUCAGAUGCAUCGCCUGUUAUUGGCGCUGCGUAUUGGUAUCAUGGCUGGCAGCGGAAUGAAUUGGAUAAACUUGCCAAUGCAUUUGUGGCAGGUCAUCUCAUUGAAUGCAGUAAUUAUGUUUGUGGUGGCAAUUUCACAGGAUUCAAAUCUCUGGAGAAUGGUGGUGAGGGGUGGACCAAUAUCGGGUAUCCCAUUGCUGAAAUUUCCGCUGAGGGAGAUGUCGUGAUCACCAAGCAAGCUGCGACAGAGGGUACUGUUACGGUAGAUACUUGUACUUCUCAGUUACUCUAUGAGAUUCAAGGUCCGUGGUACUAUAACUCAGAUGUGACAGCUAUCAUCGAUGGUAUUCACUUCGAGCAACGAGGCAUCAACCGGGUUGCUGUCCUAGGUGCUAGGUCAGCCCCUCCUCCUCCCACCACUAAGGUGGGUAUCACUGCUCGUGGCGGAUUUCAAGCUGAGGUGUGGUGGUUCUUGACUGGGCUCGAUAUUGAAGACAAAGCCCGGAUGCUUGAAACACAGAUUCGGCGACUGCUCGCUCCUUAUGCGAACAAAUACACAUCCUUGAACUUUGAUCUGCUUGGGUCUGGCUUGCCAGAUCCGCAUAGUCAGAACCGGGCUACCGUGCCCUUUCGGAUAGUCGCACAGGCUCGGCAUGCAGAUGAUCUGUCGCCUAGGAAGUUCAUCAAAGUCAUCUCUGACAACAUUAUGCAAGGCUAUCCUGGAGCUACCUUCCACUUAGAUCUGCGUCAAGGAUUUCCCAGAGCCAUCUUCGAAUAUUUUGUCACUCUUAUUCCCCAAGCAUCAGUACAGCAUCAGGUCCAUCUUCCUUGGAAACCAACGACACGCACUCAAGUUCUUGAUAUUGCACCUCCAUCACAUACUAAGACAUACCCUCCCCGUCAGCCUUCACAAGCGAUCACUCAUGUUGACAGGCCCAUCAAUCCCAAGAAGGACUUUGGCCCAACAAUCCGUGGCCCAUUGGGUUGGAUUGUCCAUGGUCGCUCCGGGGAUAAGGGCUCUGAUGCCAACUGUGGUCUCUGGGUCCGGCAUCGGGACGAGUACCUCUGGCUACGGAGUCUCUUGUCGAUUGAUACAGCCCGUCAGCUGUUAGGAGAUGAGGCCCAACACCGGCCACAACUGGCUAUCGAGCGCUUUGAACUACCAGGGCUACAGGCAGUGCACUUUCUCUUUCGCAAUCUUCUCGAUCGCGGGGUUGGAGUCACAACCACUGUGGACUUUUUGGGGAAGAAUGUGGCGGAAUAUCUUCGGUCACGGCAUGUUGAUCUCCCAACACAAUUCCUAAAUCGUGGUAAACUGUAG